This is a messenger RNA of Bicyclus anynana (squinting bush brown), 5369 nucleotides long. RefSeq lists its product as uncharacterized. The record is from RefSeq and is a predicted model, not a curated record. The transcript has 4 exons. Bases 398 to 1351 code for a protein of 317 amino acids. NCBI's taxonomy places the organism in Eukaryota, Metazoa, Arthropoda, Insecta, Lepidoptera, Nymphalidae.
AAUGUGUCAAUUUGUUUUAUUUUGUUGAUUUUCUUUUUCAACAAACUUUUACUGUUUGAAUUCGUAAAUAUUAUUUUUACACGUGUAUAUUAAAGAAAGCCCUUCGAAAAGAAUUGCUUAUGUUAUUCUAAUUAUUUGGGCAGUCAUAAGAUGAAUUCAACGAUUUUUGACGAUUUGGACAGUGAACAUUAUGCGUUGGAAACUGCAAAGUGUUUAGGAAAUAUUUUCGCGAAUUCUCAAAAGGUAUCUGCGCUACACAAAGAGUUGUCGGAGAUUAAUUUAUCCUUAGAGGCGUAUAUAACAGAGAGUGAGAGCCGACUUAAAGCACUGCGCUUAAGUUUAGCUAAUAGAGCGGAAACUUUACAUCAAGUCGUGGAAAUCUUUAGUGAUAAAUAAAAUGACAAGCUUACCACACACACCUGCAAAAAGAAAAUGCCACAGAACCAUAAACAAUUCAAUCAGGGAGACCAACAACAAUUCUAAAUCACAGUUCAACAAACAACAGUCGGCCAGAAACUUUGCUAUAUGGUACAAGCGCAUGAUUGACAAUGACCGUCAAAACCUGACGUUGUAUUUAUCAGAUGAUGUCAUGUUGGAAUGGUUUGACAAGACCAUAAAGACUAGAAAGAAAGUGUCUUUUUUCCUUAAAUAUGAUAUGCAAAGUUCAAGACAUGAAUUCACUACAGUUGAAAGUAUUGAGAAGAUACAUGCAAGAUUUGAGAAUACUCACAGGAAAGAUGAUUCCAUUCUGGCAAAUCCAUUACACUCCCCAGAAAUUGGAAUACCAAGGAGAUGUAAAAGAAAAAUAGACACGGGCGGCAACAGUCCACAAUGGGCAGAAGGUUGUAAGCCUGAUGAUGAUGACAAUGACCUUAUAGCCAAAAAGAGGGUCAAAUCUCACGAUAUUGUCUCUGUAUAUAUAGCACAGAAGUAUGAAAAUAACAUCAGAGAUACUCCUGAAGAAGGCAAUGAAGUCGGCAACAAAGGCGAUGGUGUAUUCAAACGUAAGCGUAAAUUUACAUCUAUAACUCCACCGAAUAUAGAAUGCGGUCAGGGUGAUUGUCUCCCAUCGACUAGUGGUACUUCUAAUUCAGAAGUAUCCCAUGACACGUUGAAUGCUCAACUUCCAAAAUUAGCAGUAGAGUGCAACGGCUAUGUUGGAUUUGAUAGAACAAGGAACAAUCGUAGUACAGAUUCCAUGAAAUGGGAUAGGAAGUGUAAAAUACAGGUCAGUUAUUCUGAAGAUCCUUUGAAUGUGGGAGAGUAUAUUAUAUGGGGUUUACGUUAUAGUGAUGAGAGCAAAUGUAGGAGGAAUUUGCUGGCAGCUUUUGAAGAAGCUGCCAAAGAAUAAUUUGGUUGACAGCUGUUGCAUAUUGGACCUAAUACGGUUAACAAGGGUAAGACCAAAAUUACAUUCAUACUUUAUGUAAAUUGAUAUGCAUCUCCAUACAAAUGUCUAUUAAUUAAACAAUUGCUUCUUUUCAUAUAUUCAGUUUCUUUAAAUUUCUGUAUUUUUUUCAUUACCUGUAUAAAAUGUCAUUUAGGCCCUAACUACAUAAGUUGUAAAGGUCUAAAGGUCGUAGCUCAUUAGACCUACCCGGUACCUGACCCGCACCGCCUCGUCGCUAGGCGUCCAAUUGUCGUCGACAGGUGGACAACGAGUGGACCUCGCGUGGACAACGAAUUCCCGAGAGUCAUCAGGUGAACCACGGGUGGACGCCGCGUUGUCAACUCGUGGUUCACGCGAGGCAAGCAUGUCAACAACGCUAUCAUCAAGUGGUCCACUCCGGUUGGAGCGUGGACACCUUACGAGCGAGGCGAUCCGAUCAUCAUACGAAGUUGAUGUAGUAGUGAGCGUAUGCCCAUACAAAUCCAUACGAAGAAUACUAACCACUCGAGGCGAGGCGGUGUGGAUCGGGUCCCGGGUGGGUCUAAUGAGCUACGGCCUUCAAGGUCCACAAUUGUCGCAAUAUAAUUAUAUCUCUUGUAAAUAAGACGGCAGUGCCGCAAACUUACAGCUUUAAAUGCUGUAUUAUUAAGUUUCUAUUUUUAAUAAAAUAUAAUUAUUAUUUUUAGUCACAUGUACAAUGCUACAUUACGCCUAUAGUUUUAAUUAUGUACUCUAAUUUGACUAUUAUUAGGAAUGAAAUUGUGUAGGUUACAAUUUGUUAUAGGUGGUAUUUACACUUUUUAUGUCACAUGAAUUUAUGACAAUGACUAUUAAGGUAUGUCUCAACCUGUAGUCAACCACUAUUAAAAAAACGCAGGUUACUGCUUUUGCAUAUAUAUAAAACAUGGUUACUUAAAACCUAAUACAUAAUAUUACAAAAUGAAGUUUGCUAGACGUUGUAAGGAAGAGCAGAAGACAGAAUUCCAACUGUAUCUUCUUUUUGCUAAAACAGUUUUUUAGAAAAGCCGUUAGAUUUUUACUCUUUUCUUUUUUCUAAUGUUGUUCACCAUUUUUUAAAUUUUGAGUCACUACUGAAUCUUAUUAUUUUUUCCCGGGUCUCUUAAAAUACUGAGACUAAAAAGCUCUAGUGUGCCAUAGAUGGAGAAAGUAAUAGACACUUGAUUUGCGAUUUCAGUCAAUCUCCUCACUGAUACAAUGUGUUUUUCACGUCACAUUACUGACAUGAAUGACAAUUGUUUUAACUUUUUGGCCUUGCUGGAUUUUAAAAAUGACUCAUGUCUUAACAUGGAAUAUUGAAUUGCCUAUUGUCCUUUCUUUACAGAGAUAUACGUAUGUUGUGCUCUUGUAAAAGGGCAUGUGACUGAAGCUAUCUAUUUGUCUAUUAUUUUCUCUGUCUAUGCACACAAUUUUCUUUUAUUAACUCCCCCAUAAUACUGUUUUAAGGUUAUUAUUUUAAUAUUUUUAUAGGUACUGAGUCUCAAAUUGUGUAUUUUUAUUAGUAUUAUGUUACUUUUCGAUUAGAAAUAAGUUUUUUUGAUGGGGCCAAAUUGUAAAUACAAAAAUUUUUCAUUACAUUUCCAACAUUACACAGAAUAUAAGUUUUAUUAGUAUAGUAUAUAAAAUAUUCUUAAAUAUUACAUGUAAUGCUUUUAAAAGUUUACAUAUAAUUAUCUAAAACCCUACAGUUGUAGGGUUUUAGAUAAUUAUUAAAUUAUUUUUAGCUGCCUCAAACUAUGUCUAUGAAACGAAAGUAGUGAAAAGUAAUUGAAAAUGACAUCAUGUUCUUAUACAUAGAUUGUUGUCUUUAUAGUAUUUAACAGAGAAGUCCCGAGUUCGGAACUAAUUUAAGAUUUUAUAUUUUCAAAGUGAGAGAAUUUGGAGGGAGGUCUUCCUUCUUCUCAUUGAAUAAAAAUAGGGUUCAUUCACAGACAAUACAAAAGCAAAUUGUCAAGACAAAAUAAUUUAGAAUAGAUAUAGCAUAUACAAACUCUUUUUCUGUAUUAUUAUAAUACUACAUUAUACCAGUAACUAAAACUACUAUGUACCACCGAUUAAUUACCGAUUAAAAUACUUUUAAAUUACGUUUAUAUAUAGUAAGGAAUAUAGCUUGCUUCUAUUUUAUGUGUUAUGCAGUGUUUUAUGUAGUUUAUUAAAUUAGUCUUUAAAAUAGGUGCAUAGAAUAGUUUGUUUAGUUUACUAAUGUAAAUGGAGUCACUUAAAAAGAGCGCGCUUCUACGACUAUAGAAUGGAUGUACCUAUAUGACGCCGAGGUUCGAUAGCAAAGAGUCUCACUGGAAACACCCUUAGGCAUAUUUUUUUCACUGAAUUUUAUUACACUCGUCCUAGAGGUACAUUUCAGGCUACAAAUGUAAAGUUUCAUGUUCAUGACUUUACCUACGAUUGAGAUGAUGACUACAUUUGAAUAUACAUAUUAAUUUUUAUGAGAUUUUCGGGAUAGAAGUCAAUAUAUAUUAAUACAUACAAAAACAAAUUUUACGGGAUGUUCUUAAACUACCUCAAUACAUAUACCACAAAUCAAUAUAUUUGUAACUAUGAUUUCUUUACAUACUCACUGAAAAGUGUCUGAAAAUUGCACCUUGAGUUCCUUAAUAGAAAAUUCCUAAGCAUAAAUAUGUAAAUAUUUCGUGCUGUCAAUUAAAAUUAAUAUAUAUACUUAUUAUUAGAGUAGUACAUCUGCUCCUGUAAAUAAUUGUUGGUAACCGUCAACGUUCUUUUUACGUGACACCUAAUAUACCCAUGUGAUAACAAUAAUGUUUGUGAAUUACUUAUCGCCUUUCUGAUGUUUGAACUUGAUAUUUUAUUAUAGAGACUUUAUUGUAAUAUAAACGCGAUUGUAACGUUAGUAAAUAUAUUUCCGGGGACUCUUGGCUUAUUAGUGUAAGAGCCGUCCCACACCUGACAAGUGGCCCACACUUUACGUUGGCGUUGGCCAAGACAUGGCCAAUAGCCUCGAUAGCUCAACGGUAAGAGCGGUCGGACUCAUCACCGAGGGGCGGUGGUUCGAUCCACGCACAGUCUUUUCCGAGUAACUGGAGCGAACAUUGGUCAUAUUUAAAAAGAUAUGGCAAAUAUUCUUUAAAAAAAAACCCACUGGCUAACGUAACCAACGUAGAUGUAGCCUCAUGAAGUGCCUGCUCUUCACGUUGACAAAUGGAAAAGAAUCCUUUGAUUCACUCAGUGGCGCGCACAAGGUUUUUUUAAUAGGGUAGGAAGUAUACAUACAUAACGGACUGUGAUAGCCCAGUGGAUAUGACCUCUGCCUCCGAUUCCGGAGGGUGUGAGUUCGAAUCCGGUCCGGGGCAUGCACCUCCAACUUUUCAGUUGUGUGCAUUUUAAGAAAUUAAAUAUCACGUGUCUCAAUCGGUGAAGGAAAACAUCGUGAGGAAACCUGCAUACCAGAGAAUUAUCUUAAUUCUCUGCGUGUGUGAAGUCUGCACAUCCGCAUUGAGCCAGCGUGGUAGACUAUUGGCCUAACCCCUCUCAUUCUGAGAGGAGACGCGAGCUCAGCAGUGAGCCAAAUAUGGGUUGAUGACGACAAGGAAGUAUACAUAGAAAUUGUAUAAAAUGGAAAAUUUCAAUUCCAUAUAGGUUUGUAAUGAAUGAGUGUUUAGGGUACACAGUGCAUUGUUGCAUCUAGUGGCGUAGUACUCCACACAUUUAAGUGAAGUGUAGCGAUGAUUUCACACGCGCGCAGUAUUUCCCCCCGUCGCCCGCAUAUCAUGGGAGUGUCAUCAAUGAAGUUGCCAGACUAUACAAUUGUACAUUGAAAAAGGCACAAUAAAGUUAUUGGUAGGGUAGAUUUUGGUUAACAUAACAUGAAGGUAGAUGUGUAAGUUUUAUUUUAUGAAUACUGUGACAUUACUUGAAAAGUAAUAUGUUUUUUGUUUUAUUUUUAAAAUGUUUAAGGUUCAAAUAAACUUGUUUAGAAAUAUACAAA